Syngnathus acus (greater pipefish) is the source of this 4040-nucleotide messenger RNA. It is a transcript of the gene cnksr1, whose product is annotated as connector enhancer of kinase suppressor of Ras 1. The transcript has 21 exons. Bases 204 to 2759 code for a protein of 851 amino acids. The record is from RefSeq and is a predicted model, not a curated record. Lineage: Eukaryota; Metazoa; Chordata; Actinopteri; Syngnathiformes; Syngnathidae. Gene Ontology annotation, molecular function: protein binding.
AGGUCAUACCACCAUUGGUUGGCAACGAGAGGGAGCUCAGGGGCUUUGCCACUUACCCCCACCCACCUGUACCUGAACAAAGGGGUGCCACACGUCGUCGUCGUCCGACUCGAGAGCUACUUUCCCGUCUUCCUUCAAACAACAACAACAACCACGGCCAGGUAAACGUCAGCCAAGGCGGCGGGGAGCGAGUGGAGCCGAGCAUGGAGCCGAUCACGGCCUGGAGCGAGGAGACUGUGUGCCAAUGGCUCCAAGGUCUGGACGCACCCUUGCAUCGCUACGCCUUGUCAGAGUGGCACCUAUCUGGCCUGGAUUUGCUCCAAUUGACUUCAGUAGACCUGGAACGGCUGGGCGUGUGCAAGAUCGGCCACCAGGAGUUGAUCCUCGAGGCCGUGGAGAAGCUGUGCUCCUUGUCAUACGGCGACGGUGGGGAAACCCUGCACGGCCUGGCGGAGAAGCUGCGAAUGUUGGCCAACAACUUGCAGAUGGGCAUCCAGGGGCGUUGGCGCCACAACAGCUACGACGGGCAGAGCGCCACCAAGCUGUCCACCAGUGUAUUGCACGCGGUGGUGGAGCUCAUCCCUUCAGCCAAAGGACUUUUCUGCUUACUGAAUAGGUAUAAGCUCUCGCAUCUGAGCGGACGCAAGACGAGCAAAAAAAUCGUGAGCCAUUGCAAAGAACUCGGGGCGAUCGUGCAAAAGAAACGUACAAGUGUCUACGAGAAAGAGAAGGACAUCAUCUCCGUGUGCCGUCAAUUAGUGUUGGUGUGCGACGAGAUUCUGAACAGCAGUCCGGAGGCUUUGCUUAGCAACACCACGCAGCUUGAGAGCGUCGACCUAGUGCCCGUUUCACCGGGAGACCAGCUGGGCAUCGAGAUAACAUCCAUUGGCUCCAAUAACCACUAUGUGACCGGAACUGCAGCAGAGCCUUCAAGCGCUGUUGCAAAGAUCUUGGCUGGAGAUGAAGUCAUCAAAGUCAAUGACCAGAUAGUGGUGGGCUGGAGCAGGGCUAACCUCGUAAAGAAGUUAGAGGAGAAUCCCAGCGGCGUCAAUCUGGUCAUAAAAAGGACUUCUGGUUCACUUUGUCGCAGAGGUCCGGUCCAGUGCUCUUUGCCUGUGCAGGAGGAGGACGACUACUACAAAGGGGAGAGUUCAGACGAAGAGCUUGAAGAGGACAAUCUGAGGCACUCCAUUUUCGAGAGGGUAGCAGCAUCGGUCCGGUCCCUGUCUUUCAGGAGAGCCAUUCAAGGGCCUGAAGUGACGGCGGGGGAGCAGCCUAUGGGGCAAGAGGAGUCGGAGCUGUCUGCCGACAACCAGGUCGAAGGCAGGCUCACCCCGCAAGGCGCUCUCUCGGUCUCAGGAGAGUUUGAAAGUCUGGCCGGUUCGAGACUUUCCCCGGGCGGCCCCCGGAUAAGAGAGCGCUCGCCGUCACCGCGAAGCGUUUCCCCGUUCGAAAUCCAUCGAAGUUUAUCACUGCAGGCACUCAAUCAGGAGAGAGCCAGCGUCAGUUCUUGUCCUGAAAUGAUGGGCCACACCGGAUACCAAGAGACAAAAAAGACUUCUCUCAAAGGAAUGACGACGGCCCUCAGUCGACGCCGCGUGUCCUGCCGAGAAAUAGUCUUGCCCGACUGCGACGGCUGGCUCUGGAAGAAGAGGAAGGAAAGCAGCGUCUUCAUCGCCCAGAAGUGGCAACGCUUCUGGUUCGUCCUCAAGGGGGCGUCGCUCUACUGGUACACCAGCCAACAGGAUGAGAAGGCAGAGGGCUUGGUCAACAUCUCCAGUUACACCAUAGAGAGCGCUGGCGAGCACAAGAGGAAAUAUGUGUUCAAAAUGCGACACCAGCGAUUUCACAACAUCUUUUUCGCCGCCGACAAUGUCAGCGAAAUGAGCAAGUGGAUAAACUGUCUCAUCAUAGCAAUUCAAAAGCAUAAGAAGCUCAGCCCGGGCCCAGACAGUGAAGAAGAGUGCUACAGUGAGACAGAAUCAGAAAACGAGGGAUCCCCUUCACCUCGCAGGAGACAUAAGAAAGUACAAGCCAGCACCCUGCCGCGCCCCAAACGCAAAACCAACAUUAAGGUGCCAUUGCCAAGUCCAUCAACAGGGGGCAGCAAAGCCGCCCCAGAAGAUGAGAUGGGCAAGAUGUUGAACAACAUCAAGGAAGGAGGCGUGUCCCUCAUGGGCCAAGAGCAGCCGCUCACGCACGACCACUUCAGGAGGUCGUUCAUCCGGCGCAAUAAGAACCCCGUCAUCAACGAGAAAGCGCACACGCUUCGGGCGCUGCAGAGCACCUUGAAGGCCAAAGAAGCUGAAUUACAGCAGAUCAACAAAAUUCUGGACGGUUCCGCCGUGACGGCCUCAAAAUAUCGCCAGUGGAAGGAGCAGAACGAAGAACUCAUUCAUGAAAUCGAGAGACUGGCCUCUCUCAGGACCUCCAAAAUCGGGGAUGCGGACGCCGCCGCCACUGGCAACGUUGCGGCGGGAGUCGCGCCUGCCGAUGAGGUUGCCUUGGCAACGGUUGCCACGGAAACAAGCACUGCAGAGACAAAAGGCGCACACAGACUGAACCUCAGCGACGGAGAGCAGCUGGUGGACGCCGAGACUUCUGAUGUUCUCCUGGAGCUCCCACUGGGCUCUCCGGUGGAAGAGAGCAGCAGUCCCGGGUUGGAACUCUCACUGGGCUCUCUGGAGGAGUCCAUCAACAAGCAGCUGAGUGAGAUGAGGGAGAGCGGAGAGGCGCCCGACACUUAUUUCUACAUUUGAACACAUCUUCUGUGUGUGCCAAUACACAUCAAAACCAGUUUCAAUACUGACCAGAAAGAUUGACUUUGAGAUCUGUUUAUGCUGCCUGGAAAUGCCGACAUGCAAAUGUGUCACAGUAUAAAUAACACAAAAUGGUGGUGACAAAGUCAACCCGCAGGUGUCAGUUUGAAAAUAAUAAGACGAUUUUCACAAAGUGAGGACUUGAAAGUACAGAGCUGUUUUCAAAUGUAGGGAGUUCCUUACAUUCUGUUUUGCUGUUGUUCAUACUUUUAGGCUUUUAUGAAGUAUGACUUCUGCAACCGAUUAAUGGUAUUUCCAUUCAUUUCAAUGGGGGAAGAUGAUUUGAGAUACAACUGUUUAGGGUUGUAAGCGUUGUCGUGUAACAAAUUAAACUUGUAAGUCAAGGCGCCACUCUAAGUUGUUUUUUUUGGGUGUGAUUAUGAGACAGCUUGAUGUUUCUAAAUUGGAAGAGCCAGGAAACUUCAGUCCUCAUCCAUUUGUUCUUAUUAUUCCUGCAAGAACAACUCUUGGGGAUUUCCAAGAAAAUAUUACUGUAUCUUUGCAAAUUUUACAGGCUCUACUUACGUACACGUGCCUGUGAAUUUUUAUCUUUUUUUUUUUGGUUAAAUUUCAGACCUUGACUUGCCAUAGUACAAGUUUACAUAUUGAACAAGUUGCCAAUCAGUAUAAAAAAUAUAUUUAAUUUUUUUUAGGUAAAUAUGUACCAUAGGAGAUGCCUUUUAAAAAAAUGUGAUGUGUAAAUAAUUUUUAAGAUAUCUGCUGCAAGUUCCCCGUUAAUUGACUUUUGGAAUUAUUUGCACAGAUAAUGUACUGCCAAGGUAGUGCCUUUUUUCCGUUUGAUUUUUAGAAAUCAUAAUACAAAAAAAGAAAGAAGUGAAACUAUACAAUCAUUAAACAGAGUGAAAUACUUCAGGAUUUUAACGGAGACGCACAAUUCACCAUUUCACAAAUUUACAUUAUUGCAUAGGAAGUUUUCAAAAUAUUCUUUAUUACAAUACGUAAUUAUUGAUUGGCCUUGUGGAAAGUAUUUCCCUCUGUGUUUAACAAAUGUCUGUUGUGUAAUACAAUUUUUGAAUUGAACUACUUUAUUGAAAUAAAUGAAAUUUUCUACAAUAUUCAAAUUUAUUGUGACGAGUUUAUACUGAGCUGAGCUUUUGUUUCUGUCCCAUUAUUGCUUGUGAAGUAGUGACGUGUUAAAAAGCUCUGACUGGCUCAUUUUCACUGAGUCAUCAUAAUAAUAAAAAAUGAGUGUCAUGAUCA